AUGACUGGGUCUGUUGCGGUGGUGGACAUCACGAUAGAUCCUGACUCGAUGAGGCCCAAAGCCGGCGAGCAGUACAUUCAGCUUGUCGGGCUCUCUAAGCAGUCGCUACAGUCGGGCUGGUCGUUGCCAGUCCUCAAUAGGGUCCAGGAUGUUACCUUUGUGGAUGCCGAGUCUAUCAUGAUGCCCACUGAUGCCCCAGCAGGUGCCCAAGCUAGUAUCUCUGGUACGGUUCUCGCACUGAGCUGUAUUCUCCGACCCCGUGGUGGCGCGAGUUCUGUUGUGUGGGUACUUCAUUUUGCUGAUGAUGAAGUUCCGGUUGCUUUUAAAGGAGCAAAUAAUAUCAUCAACCGUAGUUGUCUAUGCCCUGGCUCGUCAGUGGAGAUCGUUGGAGUACUGAAGAAAGGCUCUGCACCAGUCAGCGGCCGACGAUGUGAAAUCCGUCUAGCAGAUUCAGCAGUCUCGAUUCGUCGCCUUAGCGAAGGCCACCCUGGGUUGCGAAUCAAAAUUACUUACGUGCUGGCUGGUGCUGCUAUACUGGGGGCUUGUUCAGACGUGCAUGAGGGAUGCCCGUUGCAUGCAGUCAGAGCGUUGUGCCGUUCUCUUGACCCACAGGUUGACACUAGAAUUGCACAUAGCGAGCCGUGUACGAAUCCGGCUCUCGUGUUGGGGUAUUCUUCUAUCCUAACCCGACCUGAGAUGGUUCGUCCUGUAUGCCAUGGUCCAUCCAUUGUUUUCCGCGAGUUACCCUCUUGCUGGCAUCGACAGAUUUUCGAGUGCGCGCGGAAUAUGAUGCUAGGAGAGCCGUUCAGCGUGGCUAGUGCACCUCGCGCGGACUCUGUGGCGGUCUACAACCUGGCCAGUGGUUUACACUGUCGCAACUCACUGGGGGUUCAUGUCGGGGGUCCGAUGGUUGUAGCGAAUAGUGAUCCGCCUGCUGCUCUCACUGAUAAAAGGGGAAUAGUCGUGCGCUGUGCCAAAGGGGUAUGUUAUUUUCAAUGCCCUGAUGGGACUUUGGGCCACAGCAAGGGCGACCUCCGCUCCGCUCUGUCUGUUAUCGGUAAGCUUUCGGACAGGGAGGAGAAAUUGGCAUUGUCUCAUGCCAGCUCACUCCAUCCGGUCCUCUAUAGUGUUGGAGAAGUCUCUCGUUUGUCACCCUCUACGCCGUUCACUUUGAAGGCAGUGGUACUUUGUGAGAUAUCGCAUAGGAAUCUGUCCCGCGCCCCGGAUGUUCUCCUCGCUAGCGUUAACGCUGAGGGGUGGGACGUGGCCAUCCAGGAUAUGGCGCCUAAGGGCCAACUGCUGAGGAUGUGGAUCUCUAGAACACAGUUGAGAAGGGAACUUCCGGUGCCUUCACUCGUGGACAUCUCAGACGUGAUUGUGCUCGUGAACGAUUAUGUGCCAGAAAGGCACACGAUCGGACCUUUUCGCCCCGUGUUCUCCGUCCUUCUACCAACGGGCUUCAUUGAACUACGAUGGCCUCGACUUCCUCCUUCGAUAGUCCCGCAUGCAUUGCCUGAUAACUUUUGGGUAACAGGACGAGUGUCGUGGCUGAGGGAGGUCAACGCGUUCGCAACUUGCUGCGAGUGCGGGGAAAAGAUCUAUCUACUUUCCGCAUGUUCGUGCUCCAGGGUACGCGUGCUCUCUGCGGAGGAUCUUUCUCUGGAUGACCUCGACGUCUCAUUCGUUGCUAAAGGGGAGAUUGUGAGCGAUAUGGGUUUCUGUAUGCAAGCAGUCUUCGUUGGCGAGGCAGCCCUAGCGGUCUGCGCUGAUUCCCCGAUUACUGGAUCAUUGAGUGAUGGGAUCAAGCGUUUCAUCAUUGCAGACGGAGGAGGAACCGCGAUGCUUGCUAGUAGAGAGUCACGGGAAUCUAAGUGGGAGCCGCAGUACGCGGGUUUUACCUACCCCGAGCGAGUUUCUGGGAGGUUCCGCUUCAGUGGUGAGCGGCAAGAAGAUGGUCUUCACCUCGACCAAGCGAGACUUCUCGAAGAGUCCCAAGGGGGUAUCAACGCCAGACUUGAGAUGCAUGUGUUCCGUAAUUUGGAAAAGAUGGAAUGA
Molecule: messenger RNA, 2055 nt
Organism: Perkinsus marinus ATCC 50983
Lineage: Eukaryota; Perkinsozoa; Perkinsida; Perkinsidae
Exons: 2
Coding region: 1-2055 (684 amino acids)
Source: RefSeq, a predicted model, not a curated record